Molecule: messenger RNA, 2247 nt
Organism: Entrophospora sp. SA101
Lineage: Eukaryota; Fungi; Glomeromycota; Glomeromycetes; Entrophosporales; Entrophosporaceae
Source: the annotation of a GenBank genome assembly
AUGAACUAUGGUAAGCACUUAACAGUACAUAAAAAUAGAGAUUAUAUUAAAGAAAAUCAAGAUUAUAUGGAGAUUGAUUUUAGUAGUGAAAAAAGUGAUAUGAGUCAAGAUGGUGAUCUAAAUAAAGAUGAGUUUAGCAAAGAAAAUGAAUUGAAUGAAGAAUAUGAUGAGCUGAGUGAAGAAGAUAUGAAUGAUAUAAAUAAUAUAAGUGAAGAAGGCAUGAUUUAUAAAUCAACAAAUCCUAUUUUGGUGCAAAAAUAUGGCCCAGAACAUGAGAAAUAUCAUCAAAUCCCAUAUAAUUUAAUAUCUGAAGAAUGUUAUGAUUUUGUUCAAUUAAUCUCUAAGAAUAAUAUUUCUCAAAAAAGUGGAGAUGCUAUUUUAAAAUAUAUUAAAAAAUAUGCUCCACAUCUAAAUUUACCUUCUUCAACUUCUGCUGCCAUUAAACAAUUUGACAAGAGUGAGAAAAAUGAAUCAAAAUUUAAAAAAGAAAAAAUAACAAUUAAAGGUAAAUCAUAUGAUUUUUAUUAUCAAGAUAUUUUUUCUGCAGUUGAAGGAAUAUUAGAGAGACAAGAAAUUCUUGAAGAAUGUCACUGGGAUUAUGAAAAUAAUUAUGUUGAUAAUGAGAAAAUUUAUGGGGAGCAGUAUGAAUGCAAUUGGUGGAAAGAUGCCACAAUGCAAUUGCCAAAAAAUACUUCUUUGCUAUCAAUUAUUAUCUAUUCUGAUGCAACAACAUGUGACAAACUUGGGAAAAAAAACUUACAUCCAAUAUAUAUAACAUUAGGAAAUUUACCUUAUAGAAUAAGAAAUUCAUUGAAUGCAAAAUCUUUGUUAGGGUAUUUACCAAUAGUAGAAAAUAUCCCAGAUGAAUCAGGUUUAGAAUUUUCAACAAAUCAAUUAAAAGAAUUGUAUUCAGAAAUUAAACGGUCAUGUUUUCAGCAUUGCAUGAACAUAUUAUUUGAACCUUUGUUAGAUCAAUAUAAGACUGGAAUUUCAGUUAAAUUAGGAAAUGGCAAUAAUAAAAAAGUCACCAUCAAAUUAUCUUGUAUAAUUUCAGAUUUACCUGAGGCCAGCUCAUAUUGCUCAACUUUUAAAUCAUACAAUUGUAAUAAACCAUGUUAUAAUUGCCUGGUACCACAAGAUCAAUUGAAUAACAUCGAAGAUGAAUAUUUAAUUAGAACUAAUGAAAAUAUGGAACAAGCAAUAUCAGAAAAAAGAGAAAAAUUCUAUUCAGUUCAUUCAAUGAGAAACAUCUUUUGGGAUCAUUGGUAUUCUUGCAUUGUGGACAGGAUGCACCAGCUGGAUUUAGGAUUAUUUAAAAGAAUGAUAGAUUAUACUGAAGAAAUGUUCAUUCAUGAUUCAAAUAAGCAUUUAAUAGAUUAUCGUUUAUCAAUUAUUCCAAAAUUUAAAGGGUUAAAGAUUUUUAAUAAGGGGUUAUUUGGAAUUACUAGCUUAACUGCAAAAGAAUAUAGAGAGUUAAUGAAAGUGAUGCCAUUUGUAUUAUUUGGAAUAGGGCCAGAAGAACUUGUAGAAAACUUUGUAAACUUUAAUAAAAUGUAUAUACUGAGUAAAUCAGAUUAUUUUACUGAAGAUAAGAUAAAAUUAUUUGAAGUAAGUAUGGGAAGUUUUUUAGGGCCAUCAAAAAAAAAUGUUGAAACAAAAGGAAUUAAACUUUUUAACAAAUAUAUUGAGAUUGAUUAUAAGAAAAUAGAUAAAUUGCUCUUUUCAAAAUAUUGUGAAGAUAGUUAUUAUAAAUUGGGGUUUGAAAAUUUAAAAGAAAACCUAAAAAAUUUCCUGGAUGAAUUACAAAUUAAAAGAAAUCAGAUGGAAAAAAUAAUAUUUUACAAAAGUGCAUAUGUAUCUAAUGAAAUAAUAAGAACAAAUAGUGAUUAUCAUGGAGCUAGUUAUUUUUCUGAUGUUGAAAUAUUUAUUUCAGAUGAACAAGCUGAACAAUACAGUAGUGAAGAUGGAUUGUGGUAUGGUAAAAUAAGAUUUGAAGAAAGCAAUAUUGAAAACUUGCAAUUAGUUAUGAUUCAAUGGUAUGAUUAUGUUGAUAUUACUAUUAAAAAAAAAAUAAAAACAGAGAAUACAAUUACAGAUAAAAGACACAAAUUAGGAUGUCCUUAUAUGAAAUUGGUAAGUUCAUAUGAUAUAAUACCAUUAGAAUCAGUUAUAAGAAAUUUACAUGUAGUUCCUGAUUUUAAUCAUGAUAAUAGAUAUUUUAUUAAUAAUUAUGUUAAAAUCUUUUAA